GGUCAAUAAAUUUAUUUUGUAUAUGUGGCAUUAUUUAUAGAAACCUCAAAAUUUGACAGUUGAGAUAAAAAGAUUUUACCGAAAUGUAGUGUGGUGCGAAAUGUCAUCCCGUCAAUCAAGAGAAAUUCCAGUAAAAUAUUAGAUUAUUGCUUCAAGCUGCGUAGAAAUUUUAAUCUUUUGAUAUGGUAUUUUUAUUAGCUGCGUUAGAAAAAUUCUUCAUCAAACAAACACAAAACAUUUAUUCAGUCGCCUGUCAGAUUUGUUUUUCCAUAUUAUGUCAAAUUUUCCUGGAAAAUCCCGAGAAAAAAGUAAAUUAUGGAUUGGUUAUGGCAUUGUCAACAAACUUGAUCUAUUCAGUUAUGGCAUAUUUUGUAAAGAGUAUUAGAGGCAUAUGUGCCAGUGGCAGAAGAACAAUGGAUACGACGCCUUCAUACAAAAAUAUUUUCAAAUGGUUUUGCAAGAUAAUUCUCGAAUGGCUUAAGGCUAUGGUUGCCGUAAUCUGUUUACGUGAACAAGGCAUCACUUACGAACCGAACUUGAUGUACAACACGCUGACUUUUACUUAUUACAUUUGCACUGAAAAAAUUUUCUUCGAUAUAAUUCUCAGUGCCGUAGAACACAUGGAAUUGGAAAUGAUGAACAGUCUCGAACAAAUGUAUGUUCCUUUGGUGUUGAAUUUGUUGGCUGUUGUGGCAGGAGUUUGCAUCACAUUGUACACGUCGGCUGCAGAAUAUUACCCAUUUAUUAUUAUCAGCGCUUAUUUCAUAGUUUACUUGAAAAUCAAAGACAUCUACUAUAAUUACUGGGAGUUAAUUCUUCCGGACAUGAAGAUAUUUUGCAGUUUUAAGUUCGCAACAGCCGAGGACAUACAAAAAUGGGAUGACAUUUGUGCAGUAUGUUUAAACAAGAUGACUCGUGCCAAGAUUACUCCCUGUAAACAUUUGUUCCAUCCAUAUUGUUUGAAACGAUGUCUGAAGAUCUCGCAUUAUUGUCCUUUGUGUAAACAAACGUUCGAUGAAAAUGGCAGUAAAUAAACACAUCCAGUAACGCAAUCUACUUAUUUUAGUGUGACAGGUCAUCCUCCUCAACGUUUUCCAUUUCAUAACAUAUUGAAUCUCAGUUUUAAUAAUCAGGACAAAGUAGUUAAACUUUUAGAAUCGAUGUCGUGAAGAUGAUUUGUUGAAAACAAUUGAUCUUAAUAAUUGUUUAAUAUUGGUGACCUAAAAAAUUCUGCCACAAUAAACCUAAGAACUGAGAAAAUUGUAUCUAUAACACCUAGAAGAUGUUGCUGGUAAUAAUGGAAAUCUACAAUAUAUAUGAAUGAAGAUUUUUCUGAAAAAGUCGUUGGAAGCAACUUAAAAUAUUUUGGUACCAUGUAAAUGCCUCAUACCUGUUUAAUAUCAAAUAGGUCAAAAUUUUAGUGUUAUUGUGAAAGGAUUAAUUUUGUAACAAGGAAUUAAUAAAUGAUUUGCUUAA
Messenger RNA from Aethina tumida (small hive beetle), 1476 nucleotides. RefSeq lists its product as uncharacterized. The transcript has 3 exons. Gene Ontology annotation, cellular component: endomembrane system. The coding region runs from base 183 to 1034 and encodes 283 amino acids. Gene Ontology annotation, molecular function: ubiquitin protein ligase activity. NCBI's taxonomy places the organism in Eukaryota, Metazoa, Arthropoda, Insecta, Coleoptera, Nitidulidae. The record is from RefSeq and is a predicted model, not a curated record.